Messenger RNA from Paramormyrops kingsleyae, 2809 nucleotides. RefSeq names its product ring finger protein 220a (gene rnf220a). Gene Ontology annotation, biological process: protein ubiquitination. The record is from RefSeq and is a predicted model, not a curated record. Lineage: Eukaryota; Metazoa; Chordata; Actinopteri; Osteoglossiformes; Mormyridae. Gene Ontology annotation, molecular function: metal ion binding; ubiquitin protein ligase activity.
UUGCGUUAUUUUGCCGACACAUUAUUUUCCCUGAGAGCAUUGGCUGGGUUUUCACAAAGCGACAGAAAGCCCCGAAGGGGAAGCCAAAGGUGGGAAGGCGCAGACGACGGGGGGAGCGUGUCAGUCAAUGAGCGGAUCCGGCGCUGAGCGGCAGCACUGCGCCUCACACGCACCUCCGAGCUCAACAUCCCAUCUCUCUCCUUUUCUUCGCUUUUCUGCUUCUCGACAAAAAUUCCUCCUCAUCGGUGAAUGCCGCUGAUAGCGGGUCCGGCACACAGGCAAGGCACAGCCUGAUCUAGCGCACAGUCAGGGCACAGCCUGAUCCGGCACGGCGGCGUCCAGAGCCGGGCUCUCACUCUGCUCCGUGUGCGCCAGGAUCAGGGGCAUCCGGGGACGUCCGGAGGGACUGCUUUUUAACACAAGUACGCCCUCCUGAGGAUGAGCCAGCGGUGAGCUGUGAAUCUCUCCAAGCUGUGUGGACGAUUCCCAGGAUCGGCAAGGCCGCCUCACCAGAGCUGCCUCACUGCCUUGCCACCUCGCCGGAGCUGCCUCGCUGCCUCACUGCCUCACCGGAGCUGCCCCGCUCCCAUCUUCUCUCUGUUGCAGGAGGCUUCCCUCAGCAGCUCAUGGACCUGCACCGCGCCGCCUUUAAGAUGGAGAGCUCCUCCUACCUGCCCAACCCACUGGCAUCGCCUGCCCUCAUGGUGCUGGCCUCCACGGCUGAGGCCAGCCGCGACGCCUCCAUCCCAUGCCAGCAGCCGCGCCCCUUUGGUGUGCCUGUGUCCGUGGAGAAGGAGGUGCACCUCCCCUUCACCAACGGCUCCUACACGUUCGCCUCCAUGUACCACCGGCAGGGUGCCGUGCCGGGUGGAUUUCCCAGCCGGGACUUUCCGCCCUCCCUACUCCACCUGCACCACCAGUUUGCCCCACCCAACCUGGACUGCACCCCCAUCAGCAUGCUGAACCACAGCGGUGUGGGUGCCUUCCGGCCCUUUGCGUCGCCCCCAGAGGAGCGUGACGGUGCCGCCGCCGGCUACCAGUCAGCUUUCACGCCCGCCAAGCGCCUGAAGGGCUGCCUGGAGGCAGAGGCCUCCCCCCACCUGCGUUAUUCGGAUGCUGAGGGGAAGGAGUAUGACUACGGGGGGACGCAGAUCCCAUCUAGCUCGCCGGGAGCCCUGAAAGCCGUGGAGGACGCCGGAAAGAAGAUCUUCGCAGUGUCGGGUCUGCUGUCUGACCGCGAGGCCUCGUCCAGCCCAGAGGACCGCAUCGAGCGCUGUAAAAAGAAAGCCUCACUCUAUGACACACAGGCCCCCGUCUGCCCCAUCUGCCAGGUCCUGCUGCGCCCGGGGGAGCUGCAGGAGCACAUGGAGCAGGAGAUGGAGCGGCUCACUCACAUGCAUUUAAGUAAGAACCCUGCACACAAGGAUGUGAGCACAGCACCCGGCACGCCCAAGUCCCUGCUGCUGUCUGUGCACAUCAAGCGUGAGGGGGAGUCACCCGUGCUCUCGCCCCUGUCCUCGGAGGACCUGCAUCACUCGGACAGGUACCAGACUUUCCUGCGAGUGAGGGCAAACAGGCAGACCCGGCUGAAUGUCGAUGCCCUCUGCUGGUGCAGGCGCUACGCCAAGGAAAGUGUCAAAACUGCCCCCCCUCAACCGCACAACGGAGCCCCCCUUGCCCCCUGCUGCAGUCGCCACGCUCGCAUCGGGAAGAUGAAGCGACGGAAGGCGGACGAUGGGCAGGUAUGUCCGCUGUGCAGCCGCCCACUGGCCGGAACCGAGGAGCACAUGAGUAGGCAUGUGGAGGAGUGUCUGCUCCAGCGGGAAGGGGCAUGCCAUCCCGACGACGACGCCGCCGACCUGGACGGCGAGAACGGCACGCGCUUCGAGGAGUAUGAGUGGUGUGGCCAGAAGCGGGUUCGAGCCAGUGCCCUGCUAGAGGGGGGCUACAGAGGCACUGGCUUCGCCACCUGCAGCACCAAGGAGAGCCACGACAGUGACGCCGACCUCGAUGUUGACGGUGACGACACGCUGGAGUAUGGCAAGGCACAGUACACAGAGGCAGACAUCAUUCCAUGCUCUGGAGAGGACCAGGGAGAGGCCAAGGAGCGCGAGGCCUUGCGGGGUGCUGUGUUAAACGGUGGGACACCGACCCACAGAAUAACCCCUGAGUUCUCCAAAUGGGCCAGUGACGAAAUGCCCUCCACGAGUAAUGGAGAUGGAGCCAAGCAGGACGGCAGUGGGCCCACUGGCGCCACCCCCAGGACUUGUAAAAACAGCGACAUUGAGAAGAUUACGGAGGAGUCCACCGUUACCACUUUCGAGGCCCUGAAGGCUCGCAUCCGGGAGCUGGAGAAGCAGGUUCUGCGCGGAGAUCGCUACAAGUGUCUCAUCUGCAUGGACUCCUACACGAUGCCCCUGGCCUCCAUCCAGUGCUGGCACGUCCACUGUGAAGAGUGCUGGCUGCGGACGCUGGGGAACAAGAAGCUCUGUCCACAGUGCAACACCAUCACAUCGCCCGGGGAUCUGCGACGUGUUUACUUGUGAUCAUCUGUCCACGGCUCCAUAAUCCCCCCCACGCCCCACGUCUUUGUCAGUGUGUUUUUGUGAGGAUGGGGGUGGUUGUCAGCAUGGAUUUUAUAGAAAGUCCCUCCUGUUUUAAUGAGACAGGACUCGUGUUUGAGGGACUCUCAGAAGAGGGAGAGCGAGAAUUCCGGCUGGAAAGGCAACCAAAACAGACUGCUGACAUAGCAGCCCUCUCCCAGCACCUCUGCAGCCCCGCUCUACGCACCCCUACCCCCCAACACCGC